This is a messenger RNA of Octopus bimaculoides (California two-spot octopus), 1698 nucleotides long. RefSeq lists its product as uncharacterized. Lineage: Eukaryota; Metazoa; Mollusca; Cephalopoda; Octopoda; Octopodidae. The record is from RefSeq and is a predicted model, not a curated record.
GAAGCAAAGAGAAAAAAAUAUAGAAAGAAAGAAAGAUUGAAAGCUGUGAAAGAAACCACCUGACCGGAACAACAACAACAACAACAGUAGCAGAAGCAUUGAGAGGUCAGGUAGAUAAGGUUCCUCUUUCUGUUUACUAACCGUUCUCUUAACUUUGGAAUCCGGUAAACCUCAAAACAGGUCUUCGAACAACAAACAUUUGCGUUUUCAUGGUUUGAACAAGUAUGGGUAACUCACACCAAAAGCCGUCUGAUGUGACUCUAAUUACUCACCGGACUACAGUACCAUCGUCUGAACAGAAUGCCGCAUCAUUAGAUUACAAUACGUGUUUAUUAAAAUUUUUUGAGAAAUUAGAACUCACAGCUGAUGAGGGUAAUGUUUAUCCAGGAGUUUUAUCCCGGAAAGCUUUUGAGAAUACAUUCCAUGGACCGUUGAAACUGUUUGGCAAAAUUUUGUACACUCAAAUGCAGGAUGGCCAUGUUGAGAAAGACCUCAUUACAAAGGAACAAUUUGUUAAAGCUGGAAAAGAAAUACUGAAUUUACAUGAAGUAAAUGAUCAGAAGAAAUACUACUUCAGGUUAUUUGCUUUAGGUAAAGAUGUAUUAACAAAGGAUGAUAGCAGAGAUCUUGUUGUUGUUUGUUAUGCCCUGGCUUUAUCUCUGUCUUCAAUUCCAUAUUCGCAAUUUGCAAAUAGUGAAGGUUGUCUUGAAGCCAUGGUGAACAGUAUGUUUGGUAUUCAAGAAUCUAUAAGUUAUGAAGACUUUGAACGCUGGAUGGAAAAACACUGUCCACAUCUCUUUAGUAGUGUUCAUGAAUGGGUUCUCUGCAUUUUAACUGGAUCUAAGUCUCAUACAGAAGAAGUAACUACUGCAGUUCCUGAACUGGAUCAUAUUUUAAAAGGACAUUAUUUGAUCAAUAAAACAGUACUAUGGUGCAUGACAAUUUCUUUACCCGGUGUCUACAUAACAAUUCCAAAGCCUACUGAUCUGAGGACACAGCCUAGUGCUUACGCAUUUGUUUCCAGUUCAGUACAAGAUCUUCUUCAAAAAGCACGUCUUCCACAUUGCCAAACAUGGAAUCUUUUGUAUAACAGUAACGAUCAUGGUUUAUCUAUGAACAGAUUUUCCCAUCAUGUUUCAUCUUACAAAGGUUCCUGUGUUACAUUGCUUUCAUUUGAAGCUAAAAACCUUUAUUGUAUCGCAUCUGAUUGUGGCUGGAGGGAAGGAUCAAGACGUUAUGGGAAUGACCAGUGCCUUUUAAUACAGCUACUUCCCAUUUACAGAGUCAUGCAAGCUGGACCAAAUAUGCUUCUUUGGAAUGAACACAACAGAGAAAUGAAGAAAGGUAUUCAGAUAGGCCGAGAUGCCAAGUCAUUGAUUUUGGAAAUACCUUCUGAGUUUGAUUCCAUAAAACAUUAUGGUGUUACAUGUAAAUUACACAGAGUUGAAGUUUGGGGUUGUGGUGGACCUGGUGCUCUAGAAGCACAAAUAAAGCAGAAACAGUGGGAAAUCAAAGACACCCAAAAACACAGAACUAAAAAGUUUACUCUUCAUCAGAAAUCAGAGAGCUGGGAAGAUAAUCCUGACAAACAGUUACUUGAAUGGGGUGGUAUAUCGACUAAUCAUUCCUAUCGAUGAUAAAUUUAAAAAUUUUAGUGCUAUCUUUGAAAUAAACUUUUUGAUUUCUAUUUAAAUUAAA